Fonsecaea nubica is the source of this 381-nucleotide messenger RNA. RefSeq lists its product as hypothetical. The record is from RefSeq and is a predicted model, not a curated record. The transcript has 2 exons. The coding region runs from base 1 to 381 and encodes 126 amino acids. Gene Ontology annotation, cellular component: mitochondrion. Lineage: Eukaryota; Fungi; Ascomycota; Eurotiomycetes; Chaetothyriales; Herpotrichiellaceae.
AUGGCGGUCAUAGAAACGGUCAAAGAGGCCAUCGGUCUCGGAGAUGAUACUGGUACGCUUCCCUUGGCUUCAACUCCCCUCGUCCUCGAGCAACUCGGAAGAAUCAAAGCUAAUGUCAGCCCCGAUGUCCCUGCUCCAACUCCAGCGUCCAGACAAACAAUGUCCGAAGCCAGACUUCCCCUCGCCUACCGAGACAGCUGUGCGAACCUCCUGAUACCUCUCAAUAAAUGCCGGCACCAGACGUGGUACAUGCCCUGGAAGUGCGAGAACGAGCGACACAGCUAUGAGAAAUGCCAGUACGAGGAGUUCAAGAAGAGGGUCGCGAAGAUGGACGAGAUGCGGGCGGCCAAGGCGGCUGCUGCUGCUGCGGCGGAUAAAUAG